This is a messenger RNA of Ceratina calcarata, 1151 nucleotides long. RefSeq lists its product as uncharacterized. Bases 71 to 394 code for a protein of 107 amino acids. Lineage: Eukaryota; Metazoa; Arthropoda; Insecta; Hymenoptera; Apidae. The transcript is spliced from 3 exons. The record is from RefSeq and is a predicted model, not a curated record.
CUUCUCUAGCGAUGGAAAACACUGGUCGAGAAGUACGUCAUACGCAUGACAAUUUUCAAUUUCGAUAAAAAUGGGGGCCUCCUAUAAAUAUUACUCAUUCUACAUUCUACGUGACACAACAGGCGUCGUCUUGGAAGAAUGUAAAUACGUGAGAGCGCGCAACGGUGGAAGUUUUAAAAGAAGAGAACGUCAGUCCUUGAUAUUGGCCAACUACUCUCUGGGUCACGUUCACUUCCAGCGAGCAAAGUAUUACACAUAUAGCUGCAGCGAGAAGCGGCGCAACAGUCCGCAUCAUAAAAUAGAUGACACUGAUAAUGGCAGCGGAGGGAUCAGCGAAUCGAGGACAUCACUUAACGGUCGCCAAUUGGGGGAUGAUCGCUGGGAACUUUACUAAGAAUUGAAAAAUUACACCGAAGUUCAUCUUACAACACCGACUCCACACUUCCUUUCAUCAUCUUAGUAUGUAUUUCCUUAUCCAUAUUAAUAUUCUAUCCGUUAAUAACUAGUUUUCAUAUCUAAGAAUUUAUAAUCAGACCGAACAGGCUGUAGGCAGAUAUUAAUCUGCGACCUGAAUAACAACCAUGAAAUUGAUAUUCCUAAUGCGUGUGAAGUAAAUUGCAAUUAAAAUCAGUGUAAACCAGUUUGGCCAAAAGGAAACGAUCCAACAAAUGGACGAUCCAAUCGGUUCAAACCGGGUUCCACCGGACAGCCUCUAGCAAUUUUCACUGGCGAAGAACAAUCUCUCCCCUUGUCACCAUUAUGCCUCAUAGCUAGCCACAGGCGUGGCUAUUAUAAACAUAUACAAAUUCGUCAGUGGCCGUCGCGAACAAUGGACCGUUUAACAGCGGCGGAAAUAUAUCAUCGUGCGGUGCGAUUCGUCGCCGGACACGAGGGACCAGAGAAAAGAAGAAGAGAGGAGAGGAGCCCGUUCGCCGUAGAAUGGAGCGGAGAAGUCUAAACGCUGUGGAUUUACGGUGAUCGCGUGCUACCUCUCGUUUUUUUACUCCCAACUAUACAUCAUCUUUUACCAGGUGAGAGGAUUAACCUUCGACCAACCGACCGUUUAGCAGUCGCUGCCGGCUUCUGUGCCGUCUCUCGACCGGCUAACGCACGAGUCAUUAAUGAUAUUAUGCGUAUAAUCUCGUUCAUAA